Trypanosoma cruzi is the source of this 1701-nucleotide messenger RNA. RefSeq lists its product as uncharacterized. The transcript has a single exon. Bases 1 to 1701 code for a protein of 566 amino acids. Gene Ontology annotation, molecular function: protein binding. NCBI's taxonomy places the organism in Eukaryota, Euglenozoa, Kinetoplastea, Trypanosomatida, Trypanosomatidae. The record is from RefSeq and is a predicted model, not a curated record.
AUGAAAGCGAUUCGAUUUGACAAGCCUCGAUUGGCUUUGAUUGGAUGUUGUGCAAGAGUGACCAAGGGAAUGCCUCGCAUUGACGGCUUUAGGGCAUACUCCAUGGAGCAGGGCGUUGCGGUGCAUCCACGGCGGGAGCAGGUGAAUUUGACUUGCCGCUCCUUGCAUAGUGCGUUGGGCUCUCUCUUGGAGGAUCGUCAGUGUUUGUACCGGGAUGCGGUGCUGAGCGCAAAGCUUUCCCCCCAUCGUCAUGAACUAAAAAGCCUUUUACAAAGGGAUUCCAUGCCUGUUGCCGGAUCCGUGAAUGAAACAGAACUAACAAAGGCGAGGCUCUUGGAUUGGAGAGAGGAAUGGGUACGUGAAGGGGAUGGUGGCGAAGACUCCCUCCUAGCUUUUUACAACGCAUUCCUUUUAAGUUCUGCUAUCAGGUCGGAUGCCGAUGUACGUCUGGUGUUGGAUGUGAUGCGGGAUCAUGACCAUCUGGAGCCGAAUGCCGAUACCUACAUUGCAAUCAUGCUUUCACUUAUUGCGGGAAGUAAUCCGUCAAAUCGUACGGCGGCUGAUGUGGCUUUUUAUUACUUUGGUCAUGCCUUUAAGUCAAGGGGAGAAUCAUUUAUCACAGAUAAAAUGUGGGGGACUUUAUUUAUUGUCUGUGCCGUUUUGAAGGUUGCGGGGAAGAUCGUUGAUCAGUGGUGGGAUCUUUUUGUGAAAACUUGUGGGGAUGCAUCUGUUCCGCUUCCGUAUACCGCCGUGCAUGGAGCUCUUACAUGGUGUUCCGCGAAUCGCGAUGUGGAACGGGUCAUGCGUUUUUUCCACACCGCAAACAGUCGGGGUGUGGUUGUUGUUGCAGCGGAUGAUGAGUUAUCUUUGUUCAUUGGCAGUGGGGGUCUUACUGAACCAAGCAAGGACAAACGUGUGCAGAUGUGCCAGUUGAAACUGUUGGUGAAGCUGAUGGUUACAGUAAAGUCCAUUAGGAUGGAUGGUGGUGUUCGUGAACUCGUUGUAAAAGACAUUCGACGCCUCAUUGAAGCAGACCUGUUGAAAUUGGCGUCUUGGGGAGUCAUUAAUGAUCUUCUUAGUGGUCUCUCCAUGCCGAGUGCCAUGCAGUUGUUGAAGUUUCGUUCCAUGGACCAUCCAGAAGGAGAUGGAGCCAUUCCAUUCGCAUUAUGGGCCUCACUCUUGCGACGUUGUGCCAGGGAUCAUCACAUUGACCAGGCAGAGUCGGUUUUUCUUUUCAUUCGCAAGCGGUUUGAACUAACGGGCGAACAGAAGGCGGAGUUGGUGGAAAUUAUGAUGCGUAUGUUUGCAACUUUGCCACAAGGGGAUUUUGCCUCUGCCAUGGCCCUCUUUUUGGAGCACGUCUUGCGUCACCCCAGUGGGGAACCUGCGGUGAGACCCAGCGCAACGAUGUACAACUUGUUGAUUCGUGCUGGAGACUCACGCAAUGCUGCCAUGAUGACAUUUCUUGAGGCAUGCGCUGCAGGAGUUGAAGUGAAUGAGGAAACAUUUGAGGCGGUCAUGGGUUGUCACCGCCACACCACUCUCGCAUCGCUCACUCGGAAAUUGCCCCAUGACUAUAGUGCUUCUAAACUUGAUGAGCAACUGCACAUUCCAAGGAAUGUCGAUGCUCAUUUGCGCCGGGAUGAGGCGAUGAAACUGCGUGGAAAACAGUUGGUUGACUCUACAGGUGAAGUAAACUGA